CUGUUAAAGAUGAGUAAAAUUACGCUGAAAUAUAACGAAAGAGGUUUUAUCAACAGUAAAAGUAGAAGACAGUCCCAAGAACCAGACUUUGAAGAGUUCGAAGAAGAACAAAUACCUAAGAUUAACAUGUUCCCUGAAGGAUUGAUGAAGAGGAAGCCAUCCAUUAGAGAUUGAUCUUUAUUCUCAGAACCAUACAACAACCAAUGGAAGCUUAAGCUGCGAUUCAAGAAAGAAGAUCCGUUUUGAGAGUUUGGAAGUAAAGGGAAACCACGCAAUAAGGUCAGAAAUACCAAGAUGAAACCUAAUAGUAUGAGCCCAGAAUGUAGAGGAGUUAAAAAGGAAAGCUGUUUUACUAAUGAGGCAAAAUAAGUUAAAAGAGAAUCAACAUCCGAAAGAUAGAAUGAGGAUUAUCUCAAUAGGAAACAAUUGCAUUAUGCCUAAGGUCUUGGUAUGAGCAAAGAAUAGAAGUUUCGCAGUAUGCCAGCCAGAUCAAUAUGACACCAUGCAUAACUGUGGUGGAAAACCAAAAUGCUUUAAUAAAGCAUCUCCUGCCUUAGAGUCCCAUGAUUCAAAUAUUCCUUCAAAAAGAGGAACACCAUAUUUCAAGAAUCCUAAAAUUGAGCCACCUUAUCCAAGAAAGGGGAUAUUUUCAAAAUAAGGCUAGCACUUCUCUGCGUGAAAUAAAUUAUUCAGAUAAUCGUGAAAAUCAGUUUCACAUUUUAAGAGCCUUAAGAUCAGCCCUUAAUAUGCAAAAGCACACUAACAGUAUACAUAACAGAAGUAUUAUCAACCCAAAGCCUCAUGAGAAUAUACAGAGAGGAUAUUUAUAAG
Moneuplotes crassus is the source of this 831-nucleotide messenger RNA. NCBI's taxonomy places the organism in Eukaryota, Ciliophora, Spirotrichea, Euplotida, Euplotidae. The record is from the annotation of a GenBank genome assembly.